Molecule: messenger RNA, 1198 nt
Organism: Ailuropoda melanoleuca (giant panda)
Lineage: Eukaryota; Metazoa; Chordata; Mammalia; Carnivora; Ursidae
Product: basic proline-rich protein-like
Exons: 2
Coding region: 358-1170 (270 amino acids)
Source: RefSeq, a predicted model, not a curated record
ACACUGAAAAGGGGGUGGGGGUGGAGAAAAAGGAAGGACGCAGGUAGGAAAAGGAAAGCAAUGGGAUAAAAAGAAUGGAGGGGGAAGUGCCCCCACUAGUGUUCCGCAUCCUGGAGCCCUGCCCCUGCUGCCCACACCUCACAACUGAAUCCAAAAUGGGAGUGGCCACCGGACCCUGCCCCGUCCCUCCAGGGCAAGGCCACUCCCUGAACCGCCAAGGUGACUUCCUACAACCUGCCCCAGGGGCAAGCCUGGUUUCAGGCAGCGAGGAAUAAAAAGCUCGGAAAUAAGGAGUAGAACACAAAACCAGAUCCAACUUCCCGAAAGAACAGGCGCGGCCAGCCUUCCAAGGUUUAAAUGGCCCGACAUCUGCAAGGGACAACCCACCGCCGGGGGACAAAGGCGGCCCGGGCACGCCCCAGCGCCGGGCGCCGCUCCCCGGGGCCGCACCGAGCGGCGGCGAAAAAGCUAAUAAGCUGCCCCCCGCCGGACUUGAGCGCUUCCCUCCAAGACCCGCAACUCUGGGGCCGUCCAGCAGAGAGCCUGGGUCCCGGCUCCCGCCCGCGCCCCCCGCGCCGCCCUCGGGAAGCUGUCUGGCGCCCCCGCGCGCCCUGCCCGGGCCCCACGGUCCCUCCGGCCUACCUGCAGGGCGAGCCCCGCGGAGCCCCGUCCCGCAGCUCAUCGCGUCCCCUCGCGCAGCGCCGACGCCCAGGCGGCCUCCCCUUCCUGCAGCCAGGGGCCCGCAAGCCCCCGCCCCUUCCUCCGCCGCCUCCGCCCCCGCGCCGCCCGCCGCCGGCCGCCCGCCAACAGCUCCCGGGAGUGGGUGGGAGCCGCGUCUCGGUUCGGGGCCUCAGGUCCGCCGAGUUCAGGCUCCUGCCCCUCACUCCGGAGCUCACGGGGGCCCGAGCGUCCGGGGAGGGCCGAGGGACGUGGUCUCGUCCGUCUGGAGACGCGCCCGGCCCUCGGGAAACGCCUGUUGCCACCCCGAGGGCACUCGGCGGGCCGGUGAUCGGGAAGCUGCGGGCGGUUUCCGAGCACCUGGGGAGCCGAGGCUCGCAGUCCCCGCCCCAGGGCUUGCUCUUCCCGACCGCCUCCAAGGUGGAGGAUGUCGUGUUUUCCUGUUUCCCGGGCAGUCCUUCCCCAGUGACAGUUACUUCAUUGGACCUGUAAUGAUUUCUUUUAAAUGCUCUUUGGGGCA